This is a messenger RNA of Sinocyclocheilus rhinocerous, 496 nucleotides long. Its product is annotated as structural maintenance of chromosomes protein 6-like. NCBI's taxonomy places the organism in Eukaryota, Metazoa, Chordata, Actinopteri, Cypriniformes, Cyprinidae. The record is from RefSeq and is a predicted model, not a curated record. The transcript is spliced from 3 exons. Gene Ontology annotation, biological process: double-strand break repair via homologous recombination. Gene Ontology annotation, cellular component: site of double-strand break; Smc5-Smc6 complex; nucleus. The annotation marks the transcript as partial. Gene Ontology annotation, molecular function: damaged DNA binding; single-stranded DNA binding.
CAUGGAGGAAAAGAACAUCCAGGUCUCUCUGGAGUCUAAACUGAAGAGAAAAAAGCAGCUAAUGGCCAGCAGAUCCAACAGACUGAGACGGUUUGGUGAUCACAUGCCAGAAUUGUUGGAGUCCAUCGACAAAGCCUUCGCUCAGGGCCGAUUCAUCAAGAAACCUGUAGGACCAAUAGGCGCAUGCAUCAGCCUAAAGGAUCCCAGUUUAGUCGUGGCUGUGGAGAGUUGCUUACGAGGUUUCUUUAAAACCUUUUGCUGUGAUAAUUACAGGGACGAAAAAGUCCUGCAAGGACUGAUGUCGUCAUACUUCCCCAAAGGCAGCAGGCCUCCGAUUAUGGUGUGUCCAUUCACAGACAGAGUUUAUAACCUGCAAGGCCGUGGAGUCCAUCAUCCUGAGUUUCCAUCUGUGCUGGACUGCCUCAAUAUCGAGAACCCGGUGAUAACAAACUGCCUCAUUGACAUGAGGAGCAUUGAGAGCAUUCUGAUUAUCAAA